CCACGCUAAAAAAAUAGAACUUGUUCCGGCGAAACCCCGGAGCCGGCACAAGGGGUCGAACAGCCGACGAGGGGGAAGCGGCGGGAAAUCAUUUCAGCGUCAAGCGGAGAGCCCUCCCAUCCCAAUCCCAUGUCGGCGACCGCGGAGCUCGUCUGAUCCGAAUCGUGCUUAAGUGUUUGCUAGUUCAGCUGCUUCAGCAUCGGGUGUUCACUAUGGUUACUGAAGAAACCAAAUCAAAGAAGCAAAGAAAUGGGGAAUGCAUCAUAAACCGCCUACCGGUAGACCUCAUUGAGCGGAUAUUUUUGGGGCUUCCAGUGAGCACUCUGUUGACGUGUGUCGGAGUCUGCAAGCACUGGCACAACAUCAUCCGGGAUCCACAGUUUGUUGCAUUGCACCUCCAGUGUGCGCCAAGUUAUGCCCUUCUGUUCUCCCUGCGAGGUUUGGUUUCAGGCGAGCCCUACCCUAGUGAUGCUGUCCUAAUUGAUGAAGCCUGGUCGUCAUCGAGAUAUGCAGUGCCAGUGAUUGGGCCUGAUGAUUUCCUUUUCGGUUCAUGCAAUGGCCUUCUUGGCUUAUACACAAAGACAUCAAUGAUUAAGAUAGCUAACCUUGCAACUGGUGAAUGUCUACAUCUUCAGAAACCUGCGAAGAAUGUGAAAGGUGACCACUUCUGUUUCUACAGCUUUGGAUUUCAUCCGGUGACAAAAGAAUACAAGAUUACACACUUCCUUGGUGAUUGCAUUAAUGGUCGCCGCCCCCACAAUAAAGACAGGUUCAACAUCAUCCAAGUUUACACGCUCGGCGAUGAGAAAUGGAAAGAUUUCCGAACUCCAAAAGCUCUUAGCUUGAUCAGUGUGAGAAACUCUGGAGUUGUCAAUGUUGAUGGCAAAAUGUAUUGGUUAACUGAAGACAUGUCAGCUAACUGUCAGCAUUCAGUUAUGUCCUUUGAUCUAUUGGAAGAAAGUUUUGCAAUGACACAACUGCCUGCAGCAUAUGAAGAUCAUGAUUAUUAUGGUCCUCGUAAGUUCUGGAUCAGAGAUAUAGAUGGGAAGAUAUGCAUAGUAACUGCUCAAACCAGUCACUAUGAUGCCAGAACUGUUCUUGGUGAGCUGCAGAUCUGGACACUUGACAACACGGCAGAGCAACAAAGGUGGAGCCGGAAGUACAACAUUAAGAACCCACCUAAUUACAUUCUGGGUCCACAUUUUGUUCACAGGGAUAGGAUCCUCACACAACUUGGCAGCGAUGAUGUAUGUUCGUAUGAGUUGCUUAGUGAGAACUUCAAGAUUGAUUUGAGCAAGAUGGUGAAGCUGUUAGAUUUCAGUCCCCACGGGCAGAACUUGCAAUCUCACAACUGCGUGAAAUCACUUGUACGUUUAGAAGUAUUCAGUAAGGCUGGCAUCGUGCGCAGACCAAAACAGUGGGAUGGGUGGGAACUGAAAAAGUGGGAAGCUUGGGAGCAGAAUCUUGCCAAGAAGGAAACAAUGUGGUCCAGACUUUAUGAAGAUGAGCAUAAGAAAACUGCAUCCACACAAUCUUUGCACGCUCGACUUAAUCAUCUACUGCCUCAAAUCUUGGAUGAUGUGAUGCGACAGCAGAUAUGCAUGAAAAACAAUCAAAUAUGUGCAGCCUUUGCAGAUCAGCAACCAAGGUCCCUCCGGCGGCUUAACUGGGUGGAGCAAAAGCGGGAUGAGGAAACAUUAUUUGCUCGUGUGGAAAAGUUUAUAGAUAUUACCAUGGCUGCUACUCAGGCGAUUGAAAGCGUCCAUGAUAUGAUCGGAAGAGUUACACAGGAUCUUGAUAAGCGUACUUCAACUUCGAAAGCUGGCAUUGCUUCACAGAAUCACAGUGGCGACGGCGAUGGUGAUACGGACUUGGGACUUUAGAGCUUAUCGUGACAUUCUUCUUGGCUUGCUCAGGCUGAGCCUGUUGUUCGACUCUUGCGUCUUCUUUAGUCUCGAAUGACUGGUUAGCGUUUCCGGUAAACCGGUGGUUUGUGCAUCAGCACCUAUCUGAUGUUAUGUUUGAGCAUCCCAACCAACUAUUGCCGCUAUGAAUUAUCUAUUUAAGUUUUAGAGAACA
Messenger RNA from Triticum aestivum (bread wheat), 2079 nucleotides. Its product is annotated as F-box protein CPR1. Bases 213 to 1883 code for a protein of 556 amino acids. NCBI's taxonomy places the organism in Eukaryota, Viridiplantae, Streptophyta, Magnoliopsida, Poales, Poaceae. Gene Ontology annotation, molecular function: protein binding. The record is from RefSeq and is a predicted model, not a curated record. The transcript is spliced from 6 exons.